Molecule: messenger RNA, 288 nt
Organism: Erythranthe guttata (spotted monkey flower)
Lineage: Eukaryota; Viridiplantae; Streptophyta; Magnoliopsida; Lamiales; Phrymaceae
Source: RefSeq, a predicted model, not a curated record
AUGGCUCUUCAAUACCAUCCUGAUGUAUGCACUAGUAAUACUAAUAAUAAUACUGAUUUUCUGACGAAGGAAGAAUCGACUAAACGGUUCAUUGAGUUGAGGAAGGCGUACGAAACCCUAUCCGAUCCCUAUUCGAGGAAAAUUUAUGAUUCGGAGUUGGGUUCGGGCGACGGCCUGUUUGGGGUCCAUUUUCCUAGAGAGGUGUGGGAGAGGCAGCUAAACGGGUUGAGGAAAAGGUCCGGUGAACAAAUGAAGACAAGGAGAUCUAGAUCACCAUACGAUGAGUAA